Protobothrops mucrosquamatus (brown spotted pit viper) is the source of this 5697-nucleotide messenger RNA. It is a transcript of the gene KIF20B, whose product is annotated as kinesin family member 20B. The coding region runs from base 60 to 5501 and encodes 1813 amino acids. Gene Ontology annotation, biological process: microtubule-based movement; mitotic spindle assembly. NCBI's taxonomy places the organism in Eukaryota, Metazoa, Chordata, Lepidosauria, Squamata, Viperidae. Gene Ontology annotation, molecular function: microtubule binding; ATP binding; plus-end-directed microtubule motor activity. The transcript has 34 exons. Gene Ontology annotation, cellular component: spindle microtubule; nucleus. The record is from RefSeq and is a predicted model, not a curated record.
CAGCCCAGUUUCUUGACUUGAUCCUCUUUUAUCGUCGGUCACUCCAACAGAUUUGGAAAAUGGAGGCAAAUCUGGAUAAACCAACAGUUUCCAGACCUUCCUUUCUUUCAGCAGUUGAGCUAUCCCCAAGAACUGGCCCUGUGGAUGCUAGUGAUGUUAAAAAAAAUCUAUACAGUGAUUUUUCUUCAAGUUUCAAUAUAAGCCGGAGAGAGAGCCUGGAAUCCAAAGAACGAAUUCAUGUUUGCCUUCGGGUCAGACCAAUUUUAGAGUUGGAAAAAGAACAUGAUGUUCAGGGUUGUGUUUCUGUGGUUGACUCAACAAGUGUUGUAUUAAAAGCUCCUAAAGGCUCCAAGACAUUUCGCCUUAGUGAAAAAAACCUGCGGCAAUUGGUGCAGAAAUUUACUUUUUCCCAGGUAUUUGGGCCCAAAACAACACAAGAAGAACUCUUUGAUGGUGCUCUGAAGCACCCUAUGUUAGAUUUCCUAAGGGGACACAGUCGGCUAAUAUUUACUUACGGUGUGACAAAUGCUGGGAAAACACACACCUACCGUGGUACAGAUGAAGAUAAAGGCAUUCUCCCCAGGGCGCUGGACAUGUUGUUUAAAAGCAUUCAAAACAAACUGUAUCCAGACAUGAAUCUCAAGCCCCAUCGAUGUAAAGACCAUAGAAAUCUGUCUAAAGAAGAAGUGAGAGAAGAAAUAUCUCUAAAAAAUUCAUUGCUUCGCCUCCUGAAAGAGGUAGAUUGCCACAGCAGCAGUAAUAGAACAACAGAUAAUUGUGAAGAUAUGAAAGAACCAGAAAAAGAAGCAGACCAGUCUUACCUGGAAGAGCAGAGAAACGUUAAAUUCUCUGUUUGGGUUUCUUUUUGUGAAAUUUACAAUGAGUGCAUUUAUGACUUAUUGCUUCCAAUAUCCAAUGACAAGAGAAGAAAAAUGCUGCGCUUGGCGCAGGACAUAAAAGGCUAUUCCUAUGUAAAAGAUCUACAAUGGGUUCAAGUUUCAAACUCCAAAGAAGCUUUUAAACUUGUGAAACUAGGGUUGAGACAUCAGAGCUAUGCUUCCACAAAACUGAAUGCCAACUCAAGUAGAAGCCAUAGCAUAUUUACUGUGAAAAUGCUAAAAAUUGAUUCAGAAACCACACGGGUGAUGCAAGUCAAUGAAUUAUUUCUCUGUGACCUGGCUGGCUCCGAGCGCUGCACGAGAACCUGCAACGAAGGGGAAAGAUUAAAAGAGAGUGGAAACAUUAACACCUCGUUGCUUAUUCUGGGCAAAUGCAUCGGUGCCCUGAAGAUCAAUCAACAAACAAAGCUGCAACAGCACAUUCCUUUUCGGGAAAGCAAGCUCACUCACUUCUUCCAAGGUUUCUUCAGUGGGAAAGGAAAAGUUUGCAUGAUAGUUAAUGUCAGCCAGAGUCCCUCUGCAUAUGAUGAAACCCUCAAUGUGCUAAAGUUCUCGGCAAUUGCUCAAAAGGUCAUGGUACUAGAUCCUGAGUCUCCCCAAGAAGAGAGGGUUGAUCAGCUGUUCCUCAAAGCAGACUCCGAAAUGACCCUUGAUGAUGACGUGCGCUUACCCAUGAAAAGAGCAACUAUAUUUUGGGAGGGGACUCUGGAAGAUGUGAUGGAAGAUGAAGAAGAACUAGUGGAAGAUGACAGCGAAGAACACCAGGGGGACUGUUUGGCAGAAGACCCACAUGCAAAAGAAGCUGAUGCAACCGAUGAGAUGGAAAAUCAACUCGAAGGCGAAGAUAGUGAUAUCAUUAUCAGAAAAGAAGAAUAUCAGAAGUUACUAGAUAUAAUAGAAGAAUUGAAAAAUAAGUUGAUAGAUGAAAAGAAAGCGAAACUGUACAUGGAGCUAAAAAUUCGCGAAGAAGUUACUCAAGAAUGUCUUCAGUACUUCAAUGCAAAGGAGAGUGACCUCAAGAAGAUUUUUAGCUAUAAAGAAGAAAUAAUGGAGACUACUUGUGAAGAGCGGAUGAGCAUUUACAAGGAGCUGGUGAAGGACUGUAUUGCACUCCCGGAUGGCAAAGCAGGAGCAGAAGAGACUCUAAAAGAGGAUGAAAAAGUGGUAAGUUUUGGAGGAGGUGAAGAUGGAGAACCUGGAAGCGUGGCUGAUCUUCCCAGUAUGGUGGGGUCACUGCAACAGAAUGUUGCUGAUAUUAAACAACAGGCAGAAAUGGCAUUUGGCAUGCUUGAUGCUUUGGAAGAACCUCAACUGACUAUUGAGCGACUUGAAAAGCAACUGACUGACGUUAUAGCAGAGUUAACCCAAGCUCGUGAGGAUCUCUUGAGCCAGAAUAAAGCAGCAGUAAUGCAAGAAGAUAAACUGAGUGAAUCUGCUAAAGUUCUUCAGGAUGCUACUGAGAAAAUGGCUCUACAGAAUAAACACAUUCAGGAGCUGAGUCAAGCUGUGCAGCAAAAGGACAAAGAAAUAAGUCAGCUACAAGCUCUGGUUGGUCACUUGGAAGCUUCUGUAAAAGAUUCUGAGAUCGCCAAUGUGACUAUGAAACAGGAAAACGGCAGUGAAUCCAAGGAAGAAAGUGUUGCUUCAAGAAGGAAACGAUAUUUAGAAAGGGAUGAAGAAGGCCCCCCUUCAAAGCAAGGAUUCAUUCACAGCAGUUCUAAAGAUGCCAUAGACUCAGAGAAAGCUGAUGAAACAAGACCCCAUCCUUCGAAGGAAAAGGGAGACAUGGUGACCUUGGAGGAAAAAAAUAAAAUGCUAGAAGUUCAGGUGGCCUUACUUAGAGAAAAGUUAGUAAGAGAGGAAAAUGAGAAGGUGGGAAUUUCCAGUGAAAUAGCUAGGUUGUCUCAAGCUCUUUCUUUAGAAAAGGAAAAAGCUUCUGGCUUGAAUAGGGAGCUCCAGCAACAGCUGACAAUUUAUGAGCAGGCAACACUUGAAAUAGCUAUGCUGAAAGAGGGACAUAAGAGUCAAGAGGAGAAAAUUCAGACUCUGCUUCAAGAGAUAGGUGCUGCUAGCCAAAUUACCGUAGAAGAAAAAUCACAGGUAAAGACACUUGAAGUAGAAUUGGGUUUAUUGAACAGGUUAGGGUCACAUUGCCCUGUGAUAGAUGUUGACUUGGCAAAUCAAGAAAAUAUGUCAAGAGAUGAGCCUUUGCCAACUCGUGUUAGUGCAGAUCAAAAGAGCUCAUUCCAUUGUAGCGUUGAAGGUAUCUGGAAAAUAAGCCAGCAGAUCAUUAAUGCCUCAUCUCAAAAAAGCAGUUUUAUUGCAGACCUCAUGCAACAGGCUGAGCAAUUACAGAGGAAAACCUUGGAGGCCGAUGAGGAGAAUUCUCAGCUGAAGUUGAAACUGAGCGAAACUAUCAGUCAGAGAGAUGCAUUUGCGCAGGAGAAGACAUCCCUCCUUAAUCAGCUAGGGGACCUGCAACAGAAAAAUGCUUCUUAUGUGGAAAAAUAUAAGGAAGAGGAGAAUAGAGCACUUGUCCAUUCUGAGAGGCUAAAAACAAAUGAGGACUUCUUGGAAGAGUGUAGGGCAAAAGAUGUCAGAAUAGUUUCUUUAGAGCAAAUUGUGAAAGAUAAAGAUUCGGCCAUUUUAGUGAUGAAACAAUCUGUUCAGGACAUUGAGGAGAAGCUUAGCAUUUCAGAAGCUAAAAUCAGAAAAUUCAUGGAUCAGGAAUCACUACUGAAGGUGGAAGUUGUAGAAUUGAAGAGACUGAAUAAAGUUGAAAGAAAGAAGAGAGAAGAGUCAAAGCAAGUCAUAAAAGAAUUGAAAGAAGAGCUAUUAAAGAGUACUGAUCUCUCUUCCCAUCUGCAAGCAGAAAUCCAGCAGAAAGAUGAAGAAUAUGCAGAUCUGAAGGAGAAGUUGGCUGAUACGAAAAAGCAAAUCGAACAAGUUCAAAAACAGGUGAGCACCAUGCGUGCUGAAGAGAAAUUGCUGCGGAGCAAAGUUAAUGAACUUGAGAAGGCCAAAGGCCAGCUAACUGAAGAACUAGAUCUCAAGCAGAGGACGAUCCAGCAAUUUAAGAAGGAUGAUCUGAGUAAGAAGCUGGAGGACCUGUCACAGCAGUACCAGAAAUCACGUGAAGAUGUACGUUGCAAAGAGAAAAUCAUUGAAGACAUGAGACUGACUUUAGAGGAACAAGAACAGACUCAGUCUGAACAAGAGCAAAUGCUUCAGGCCACGUUAGAAGAGAAUGAAAAAUGUAAAGCAGAAUUGAAAGAAUGGGACAAAAGAUACCAUGGACUAAAGGAGCAGAAGAAUGAUCUGAGGUCACAAGACAUUAAUGAAGGCCAUGAAAAAAACACAAACUUGCUUCACGAACAAUUAAAAGAAUCGCAAGAGAAAUUGGAGGAAUGCAAAGAACUGCAUGAAACAGAUCAUAGGAAGUGGCUGGCAGAAAAGACGCUCCUCAUAACUCAGGCGAAAGAAGCAGAAACUCUCCGUAACAAGGAGAUGAAAAAAUUUGCUGGAGAUAAAGAAUAUUAUGCCAAGCAACUCACAGAAGCAGAAAAACUUGUGGCAGAAAAAGACCAUGACCUUCAAAGAUGGCGGGUAGAAAGAGACGAAUUGGUGGCAGCUCUGGAAAUUCAGCUGAGUUCUCUAAUCUCAAGUAAUGUACAGAAAGAUAAGGAAAUGGAAGAAUUGAAAAAGAUGAUAUUGAAAUCUUCUGGGAAGGAACACAAAACUAUCCCUGAAGGAUUGCCAGAUGAUGAUUCCAAGGAACUAAUUGAGAUUGGAUGUGAGAAUGUUGUCUCUGCAGUGUUGACUAUUUCGAAUGGAGCAGAAAAAACUCAGGUGGAAGAGUCCAGUAACUCUAAGCAGCUUAAAGAAAAACAAGCUAACUUGUCAAAUUGCAACACUAUUGGAAAUGGCUCAUUACUGCAACAGUCUAGCAAGGACCAACCAGAUGCUGUCUUAGAUUCUUAUGAAGUGUCUUCUGAGAGUGAACAAAUUAGCCGCUUUCCAAAACCUGAAAUGGAAAUUCAGUUUUCACCUUUGCAGCCCAACAAGAUGGAAGUAAAGCAUCAAGGAAGUCCUUCCACAGUGACUCUUAAAGUACCCAGGACAAGGAAAAGGAAGAGCUGCACUAUGGACGAGGACUCCUUGGAAAAUGAAAAUGAAAAGAAUGUAAAAUUGCCAGCUAAUAUGAAUGUAUGGUCUGAUUCAUUAAGGAGACAAGGAAAAAAGACUGCUGCUCCUAACCCCUCUGUCAGAAAGAAUUAUUCCUUAAGAAAUAAACAUGCAUCAAAUAUAAAAUCCACAGCAUCCCCAGGUGGAACCCUACAAAAAUUUGGCAAUCUCUUGCAGAAUUCUCCUACAAUCAUACAAACUAAAGCAAAGAAGCUGAUGGCAACAAUGAAAUCUCCCAAAUCUACUGAUGAAGAAACUGUUACGAAAAAUGAUGACAAAACCAAGAAAGCUAAGCGAAAGCUACACUCAGUCAAUAUUUCUAAUCCUGUUGAAUUUUCUGGUCAUGUGAUUGUUGAGGAUCAAAAGGAAAGCCAUCAUGAAAUCAUCAAACGACGACUCCGAAUGAAAAAAAAUUAGUAAUAUUCUUUUCAUGGAGAAUCAUGUAUAGAAUUGUUCAAUAGAUGUUAUCGAUGCUGUAACUGCUAUUUCCAUUAUUUUCAAAUCAUUGGUGUAGAUAUUGUUGAUAUUGCUGUAAAAAGGAGCGAAGGGAAAUUAAAAUACGUUGAAGAUUCCUUGGUAUUCUAUUAUAUAUGUAGUUUCUUCUGAAGCCAUA